AUGGACAAAGUUUACAAUAAAACUGUCGGUGCUUUGAACCGGUUCGGUGAUCAACUCGAACGACAUCUUGCCGUCGAUGGCCAUGCAAGAUCCAAAUCAGGUAUGAUGUUUGGCUCCAAUGGUGGAUUAUUCUUUAAUCGUCAAUUGGAUCAAAGAAAUCAUGGAGCUAGUUUAUAUCCAUCAAAAUCAAGAAAUUUCAGUUUUGGGAACAUGAGAAAAGUUCCCAUGGGCUCAUUAGGUCCCAAUGCUGGUUACAGCGCUUUCAAUCAAUUUCGACCAAAUGCAAUGCGUAAAUCUGCCAAUGUCAAUGAUCGUCUUGAUAGACCAUUAUAUCCAAGCAAAAGCGCUGCACGAUUAAAUUACGGCAUGAAGGUACAAAAUGACGGAUUUGCCGAUCCAAUGGGAGGUAUGGGAGGCAUGGGCGGUAUGGGCGGUAUGGGCUGUUGUCCACCACCACCCGUAGUUGGAUGUGCUCCAAACUAUUAUGUUGCUGAACGUCGACAACUCGAACUGAUUCCCGCACCGCCGCCACAAAUUAUUCAACAACCAGUUCCUUGCCCGGUACCAGUUGAUCGACCUGUGCCAGUGCCAUGCCCCGUUCAAGUUCCUUGCCCAGUGCCAGUUGAUCGACCAGUGCCUGUUCCAGUUCCUUGCCCAGUUGCAGUCGACCGGCCGGUUCCUGUUCCUGUACCUGUCUGCGUUCCUUCACCACCACCACCACCGGUUUGUGUCCCAGUUCCAACACCAGUUCCAUGCUUGAUACCUUGCUGUUGCCCAACACCUUGUUGUCCACCAUCAUGUUGCCCAAGUCCAUGCUGUCCGUCUCCAUGCUGUCCAUCUCCCUGCUGUCCACCUCAACCAUGUUGUUCUCUUCCUAUGAAUGUAGCACAAAGUCCUAUUGUAUUUGAUCCAACAUCUAAUUUUAGUCAACGUUUCGGUGGUAGCGGUGUAUCUCUCUCGGGCACAAAUCCAUUCGGAGUGAUUUAG
Adineta ricciae is the source of this 987-nucleotide messenger RNA. The record is from the annotation of a GenBank genome assembly. NCBI's taxonomy places the organism in Eukaryota, Metazoa, Rotifera, Eurotatoria, Adinetida, Adinetidae.